Molecule: messenger RNA, 1101 nt
Organism: Rhopilema esculentum
Lineage: Eukaryota; Metazoa; Cnidaria; Scyphozoa; Rhizostomeae; Rhizostomatidae
Product: metallo-beta-lactamase domain-containing protein 1-like
Source: RefSeq, a predicted model, not a curated record
AUGUCUUCAGGUAACGACGAUUUCAAUGUUAAAGUUCUUAUUGAAGGCUACAGCUUUGAGGAAAAUUCUCAAUAUAGGGCAACUGGUACAUCAACCUUAGUAACUGGUCCAGUUAACAUUGUUGUUGACACCGGUGGACCAUGGGAUAAGCAGAGAUUACUCAAGGCCUUAGAUGACAACAAUGUUAAGCCGGAAAAUAUAGACUUUGUAGUAUGCACUCACGGCCAUUCAGAUCAUGUUGGGAAUUUAAAUCUAUUUACUAAUGCCAAGCAUAUUGUUGGAUAUGACAUUAACUACAAAGAUAAUUAUUAUGAUCAUGAUUUUAAAGGAGGCAAACCAUACCCCUUAUACAAGGAACUGGUGACAGUUAUACCUACGCCAGGACACAUGCACAAUGAUGUAAGUGUUAUUGUUCAUGCUGCAAAUAGUUUUGGAACUGUGGCAAUAUGUGGCGACUUGUUUGAAAGUCAAGAUGAUGAGGAUUCUUGGAAAGAGUUUAGUGAGUGGCCUGAGGAACAGGUUAAAAAUAGAGAUAAGCUGAAGAAAAUGGCAACUUUUAUUAUUCCAGGCCAUGGGCCUAUGUUCAAGGUUGAACAUUAAAGUAUUAUUUAGAAACUAAACCAAAUCUUCCUGUAUUCUUGGCUAUUAUCACAAAAUUGUUUGUCAAACAAUUAUAAAUGCAGGCAGUAGCAGCGCCACAGAGGACUUGGGGACACGUUUUGGAUAAAAUUGGCAUUCCCUGUUGGUAAAAGGGCAUUUUCUGGUGGUUAAAGGGGCAUGGCUUAUGCUUUUGUUAUUCAGUGAAUAGAUUUGUAAUGUAAAAUAUAUACUUUUUAUCCUUUCUCUCACCAAACUUUAGAAACCUUCUCAUGGCUCAUCCAUUUUGAAAAUGAUGGCUAGGUCCAAGAGUCAUUACUAAUAAAUUUAUGAGCAUAUAAUGACUCAGUUUAGGCCAUUUAGUUCUUCUUACUAAUUUUCAUUUAUUUUUGUUUGUUUUAUACACUACAUCAUUGUUAGUUUUAAAUACCUUAUCAAUUUAGUUUACUCAAGCGCUUAUGACUGUUAUAUUUCUAAUCAACCCAAUUUAUCACACCAUUGUCA